Molecule: messenger RNA, 1473 nt
Organism: Penicillium atrosanguineum
Lineage: Eukaryota; Fungi; Ascomycota; Eurotiomycetes; Eurotiales; Aspergillaceae
Product: Alpha/Beta hydrolase protein
Exons: 8
Coding region: 1-1473 (490 amino acids)
Biological process (GO): transmembrane transport
Cellular component (GO): membrane
Molecular function (GO): transmembrane transporter activity
Source: RefSeq, a predicted model, not a curated record
AUGACUGAAAAGGAGCUAAACAUUGAAUCGAAGGCCGAAGCCUCAUCUGAUCGUGAUGUACAUAUGGCGAGCCUCUCUAUUGAUCCCGUCAAGGAGCGAAAACUACUUUGGAAACUUGAUCUAUGCAUCUGCCCUUUGGUCAUGUCCAUCUUCUUGGUGGCCUAUCUUGAUCGAAGUAACGUAGGGAAUGCCGCUGUCGCUGGGAUGCCCGAGGAUAUUGGUCUAGUUGGAAACCAGCUUGGAAACGCGGUUUCCUUGUUCUACGCCACAUAUGUUUUCUUCGAGAUUCCUUUCUCAAUGCUCCUCAAAAAAUUGCGCCCGAAUAGGUUGAUCGCUAUCUUGAUUAUCGGAUUUAGUGCCACCAUCAUAUCUGCUGGCUUCAUCAAGAAUGUAGCCGGGCUUUACACGACUCGAUUGUUUCUCGGUGUCUUUGAGAGUGGUUUAUUUCCAUGUCUGACUCUUCUACUGACAACUUUCUAUAAGCGAGAAGAGCAAGCACAGAGAAUUUCAUACCUGUUUGUGUCUGCUGCUCUUAGUGGUGGAUUUGGUGGCCUUCUCGCUUUCGGUCUUCUACGACUGGAUGGAACAGCUGGGCUUGAAGGCUGGCGUUGGCUCUUCAUUGUUGAAGGGUUGAUGAGUGCUGUGGUUGGUGUCGCAACAUUUUUCUUCCUGCCAAACAACUACGAAACGGCAUAUUUCCUUACGGAAGAAGAAAAAGAGCUUAUGCGUAUUCGGGCACAGCUUUCAUCACAAUAUGCUGACACUGAUCCAUUCGAUAUUCGCGAGGUCUGGAAGACUCUUCGAGAUGCCAAAAGCUGGUUGACGUCUCUUAACCAAAUUAGUGUGAAUGUGUGCUCCUUUGGAUUCAGCACUUUCUUGCCAACUAUCAUCAAGGGAUUUGGGUAUGGUACAGUGACAACGCAGCUUCUCACUGUUCCUGUUUACAUUUGGGCAUCGGCCUUCUACCUUGCCAUGGCAAAUCUAUCCGAUCGAGUCCGCGGGCGAGCGGUCUUUAUGGUCCCGCUGUGUGGGGUCACAGCAAUUGGCUAUGCCAUGAUGCUAAGUAUCCCUGUUCAUGAUAGGGGUCCACUCUAUUUUGCAACCUAUGUCUGUGUGACUGGCAUAUACUCCGUGGUUGGGUUGGGUGUAUCUUGGAAUGCCAAUAGCCAUGCUGGCUAUUAUAAGAGAAGCAUGGCCGUCGGUUUGCAGCAGACUAUCGGAAAUUGUGCUGGUUUGAUCGCUGGCCAAAUUUACAAGUCAACUGUAAACGGCCGCUACGUUCUCGGCCAUUCCGUCUCUCUUGCCGCCAUCUGCGUCGCAUUUUUUGGAAACGUCGGCAUGUAUCUUCUUUUGAGAUACCACAAUAAUAAGCGGGCGAGAAUGUCGCACGAAGAGCGCGAAACCAUCAUCAACUCCGGGUCAUACGAGAAGAAGGGAGGAGACUAUCAUCCGGAUUUCCGCUACAUCUUGUGA